AUGCCUCCCGCCAGCAACGAAGAACAGUUCAAAUUUCUCAUUAGUUGCAUCAGAUAUUCCAACAAUGGCAAGGUUGAUUUUUCCGAAGUUGCCAACGAAUGUGGAAUUGUCAGCAAAGGCGCCGCAGCCAAGCGAUAUGAACGAAUGAUGAAAGCCCACGGCAUUUCGCCCAUCAGCGGCGCCAUGACCAGUCCCCCAAGCACUCCGUCCAAAGAGACCGGCACAUCUACCACUACGAAGGGGGGCUCCUCUAAGAAGCGCAAAUUGGCGAAAUGUAGCGACCUGAGCGGCGAAAUUGCGGCUGAUGACGAGGAAUGCUUGUCUUCACGCAUCAAGCAAGAACCUUGCGCUUUCAACUUCAAUGCCGAGAAUCACGCACAGGUGCUUAUUAAACGCGAGGACGCCGAGAAAGAACUAUCCGGAUUUCUUGACCGGUCUAUUUCCCACGAUGAUAAUAACAACGGAGGAUUUAUCAGUGGUGCAGCGCUUGAUGAUCCUUUUGGCGUUGUCGGCGGCAGUACCGGAUAUGAUGGUGCGAGCGAACUUGCUACGUACGGCGGAUACUUGCAUUCCGAUAGUCCUGGAUAUACCGUGGGAUCGUACAACCACGUUGGGACGUUUGAAGAUGCGGGUAUGUCAUUUCGCGGGGGCUUUGCGGGCUUGAAUAUGGGCGAUGAGAGUCUUGCGCAGGGCGACCAAGGUCCGGAAAUUGUGGGUUUGGAUGCAGAGGAACACGUCUGAUUCUGUGGCGGCCAAGAAUGGUUCAUUAUUGAUCUCCAUUAUCAUUUUUCUACAAGACGGGCUUGUCGACGAAAUUUGAUACAUAUUCCGGAUACUAAAUAGCAA
Xylona heveae TC161 is the source of this 846-nucleotide messenger RNA. RefSeq lists its product as hypothetical. Lineage: Eukaryota; Fungi; Ascomycota; Xylonomycetes; Xylonales; Xylonaceae. The record is from RefSeq and is a predicted model, not a curated record. The coding region runs from base 1 to 741 and encodes 246 amino acids. The transcript has 3 exons.